GCCACUCUGUCCUUUGGCGAAGGCUGAGAUGGCGCCUUCUCGCGGACUUAGAGGCUCGCUGACCCGGCGUGAGUCACCCCUUGACUUCUGGGCGAUCGGCGCUGAUGUGGUGCUGUCAUGGCGACCAUAGGACGGAAAGCGCAUGUCCGGAGUCACGGACUCAGGGGGCUUUUGGCCCCCACCCAGCCAGGUCUCACAUGUAGCUGUCGCCCCUUGAGCUCCCCUGCACAAGAUGAGGCCUCCCGAGCAGCCCCCGUCGAGGCGCCAGGCCACAGCUAUCAGUCUCUUCGGGUGACAUCCGGCCCAGGACACAUUCUGCAUGUGCAGAUAAACCGACCUGAGAAGAGGAAUGCCAUGAACAAGGCCUUCUGGAGCGAGAUGGUGGAAUGUUUCAAAAAGAUAUCCGAGGAUGCCGACUGUCGUGCUGUGGUGAUCUCUGGUGAAGGAAAAAUGUUUACUUCAGAUGAGGAAACUAAAGCCCAGAGAAGGAAGAAACUUCAGAGGGCCGGUAUCGACCUCAUGGACAUGGCUCCAGUGCUCCUGCAGCCCCAAGGGGAUGACGCGGCCCGCAGAAGCUGGUACCUCCGUAAAAUCAUCAGCAGAUACCAGGAGACUUUCAGUGUCAUCGAGAAGUGCCCCAAGCCUGUCAUCGCAGCCAUCCAUGGGGGCUGCAUCGGUGCAGGUGUGGACCUCAUCACUGCCUGUGACAUCCGCUACUGUGCCCAGGACGCAUUCUUCCAGGUGAAGGAGGUGGACAUCGGUCUGGCAGCCGACGUGGGAACCCUGCAGCGUCUGCCCCGGGUCAUCGGGAGCCAGAGCCUGGUCAACGAGCUGGCCUUCACCGCCCGCAGGAUGAUGGCUGACGAGGCCCUGAGCAGCGGGCUGGUCAGCCGGGUGUUCCCAGACAAGGAGGCCACGCUCGACGCGGCCUUCACGCUGGCAGCCGAGAUUUCCAGCAAGAGCCCCCUGGCGGUGCAGGGCACGAAGGUCAACCUGGUCUACGCCCGCGACCACCCGGUGGCUGCCGGCCUCGAGUUCGCGCACAAUUGGAACAUGAGCAUGCUGCAGACCGAUGACGUCCUGAAGUCUGUCCAGGCCGCGAUGGAGAAGAAGGAUCUGAAAAGCGUCACCUUCUCCAAGCUCUGAGAGCCCGCGUGCCCUGGUCUAGCUCUGUCCCGCCUUGGUGCCUCCUCCCAGUGUGUAACUUCACAACACGGAUUUCCUCGAGCACAAGGCCUUGUGUUUGCCCCAUGAGCAAUAAACCCAUGUAAAGAA
Molecule: messenger RNA, 1275 nt
Organism: Loxodonta africana (African savanna elephant)
Lineage: Eukaryota; Metazoa; Chordata; Mammalia; Proboscidea; Elephantidae
Product: delta(3,5)-Delta(2,4)-dienoyl-CoA isomerase, mitochondrial-like
Exons: 11
Coding region: 118-1146 (342 amino acids)
Cellular component (GO): mitochondrion
Molecular function (GO): delta(3,5)-delta(2,4)-dienoyl-CoA isomerase activity
Source: RefSeq, a predicted model, not a curated record